Lathyrus oleraceus (garden pea) is the source of this 546-nucleotide messenger RNA. RefSeq lists its product as uncharacterized. Lineage: Eukaryota; Viridiplantae; Streptophyta; Magnoliopsida; Fabales; Fabaceae. Bases 1 to 546 code for a protein of 181 amino acids. The record is from RefSeq and is a predicted model, not a curated record. The transcript has a single exon.
AUGCUUAAGGGAGAAGUCCUAAAGGGAGGUACUCACGACAUUAAGGUUGCCAAACAAGCUCUUGUCAUUUCUCAUCUUUUUUUCGCGGAUGACAGCUUAAUGUUUGCAAGGGAUAAUGUUCUAGAAGAGAGAAGUAUCCUGGUUAUCCUACAAAGAUAUCAAGUUUCCUUGGUUCAGAUUGUGAAUUGGGAUAAAUCAGAAGCCUCUUUUAGUCGUAAUAUGGAAGAGAAUGUCAAAAGUUCCAUUUAUCGAGACAUGGGUGUUAAGAUGGUUACGAGUCAUGCUAAGUAUCUAGGAUUUCCGGUUAUCUUUGGGAGGUCUAAGAAGGAUGUUUUUUUUGCCAUGGUUAAGGAAAUAGUGUGGAAGAAUAUCAAGGGUUGGAAGGAGAAGUUUCUAUCGAGGGCGGGUAAGGAGGUGCUUAUCAAAGAGGUAGUGCAAGUUAUCCCUAGUUAUGUCAUGAGUUAUUACAAACUCCCAGAAAGUUGUUGGCAAGAGAUUGAAGCCAUGAUUUCUAAGUUUUUAUGGGAGCGAAUGAAGGCAAAAUAA